GGGCUACCUUCUGUCGCGUUACGCGAGAGUAAAUAUGGCAUUUGUGACUAACGACCAUUCCGGGAAUGAUUUGAAUUCCUCCACCGUUGCUUCGCCUAAUCAAUCAUCGAAGAAUCGAUCGAAGAAGCCGGCCGUUUCCAAAGAACAAAUGUCAGUGAUUUAGUGCGUACAUAUUUUUGUUGUUCAGUAUUAUUUACCUUGCUACUAUUUUGUUGUUUCAAAAGAAUUAAUCGAUAGGAAUGGAAAAUAAUAAGGCUCCUGAAGACAAAUACAGUUUCAACUAUUGGUCGUUCUAUUUGCUGGGAAUGAUCACAAUGUUGCCCUGGUGCUUUUUUCUCGCAGCAGAACAGUACUGGCAGUUCAAGUUCCGGGAUGUAUCGGGAGGAAAUUUUACGGUGGCGAACCAGACUCAAUUGCAAAUCCGGUUCCAAUCGAACCUGGCCGUUACAGCGUCGGUUCCUACGACGAUUUGUCUGAUACUGCACGCCUGUUUCGGCUACUUCAUACCGCUGCAGCUGAGGAUAGUCGGAACUCAAACGAUGAUGAUUCUCACCCUGAUGAUAACCAGCAUUCUUACCCAGGUUGACACCGACAGCUGGCAGAAUGAGUUUUUCUGGAUCACCAUGGCGUGUGCCUUCAUAGCGAAUGCUUCCUCGUCAACACUGGCCGGAACCGUUUUCAGCUUAGCAGGGCAGUUUCCCUCCCGAUACGUUUCGUCCGUAGUCAGUGGCCAAGCGAUUAGCGGAAUCUUCAUAUCGGUGGUGACCAUUGUGACCAUCAGUACGGGAGUUUCGGCCCCAAUGGUGGCUUUUUUCUGCUUUUCGAUUGGAACUGUGGCGAUAUGCGCGAGCCUGACCUGUUACUUCUACGCCAGUCGAAGGCCGUUUUUUCUUUACUACAUUGCACUUACGCAAACGUCGAAACGAAUUUCCUCCAUCGACGAUCGGCCCCUAAGAAUGCAGAACAAAAGCUGGCGAACGACGAGGUUCAUCAGAAUUUUCCGAAAGGUUCGGCUGUUUGGAUUUGCCCUGUGGCUAGCCUUUGUGGUUACCCAAGCUGCACAUCCGGCGAUAACCCUCAAAGUUGUUCCUCAACAGAAAGGAACAGUUUGGACCGAUGUGUACUUCGUACCGGUAAUAAAUUAUUUGGUAUUCUUCCUAUCGGACUACGUUGGUCGGCUUUCAGCGGAGUUUUUAGAAUGGCCAGCCACUAAUGACGUCAAAACAUGUUUGCUUGCGGUUGUAAGGAUCGCGUUUGUUCCCGCUUUUCUAGCUUGCAAUGUUCAACCACGUGGUAAUCUACCAGUUCUGAUCCAAUCGGAUGAGAUAUUCAUUGCGUUGAUUAUUGGGUUUGGGUUCGGGAAUGGAUACCUGUCCAAUAUCAGUAUGAUCGGAGCCCCUCUAGCCGUGGAACAACCGGACAAAGAGAUGGCGGCUGCCAUUAUGACUGGCUUUCUCGGAGUUGGCCUCGCAUGUGGAUCCAUUUUAAGCUGGAUCACCGUUGUGAUUAUAAGUUAA
Messenger RNA from Uranotaenia lowii, 1517 nucleotides. Its product is annotated as equilibrative nucleoside transporter 3-like. Lineage: Eukaryota; Metazoa; Arthropoda; Insecta; Diptera; Culicidae. Gene Ontology annotation, molecular function: nucleoside transmembrane transporter activity. Gene Ontology annotation, biological process: nucleoside transmembrane transport. The record is from RefSeq and is a predicted model, not a curated record. Gene Ontology annotation, cellular component: plasma membrane. The transcript has 4 exons. Bases 240 to 1517 code for a protein of 425 amino acids.